AUGGGAGUUACCUACAAUGGCCUCGACUGCCUCGCUGAUAAAAAGGACCCCAUGUACGAGAAGUACCAUACUCUCUCGCAGGAGCAGGUGCCUUGGUUGGACCAGCCUUGGUAUGGGAAUGUCACCAUCUACUUUGGUGUGGCGACCAUCUUUGUGGCAAUGGUGAAGUCGUUUUGGUACAUGUGGAGAGACUAUCGCUACAUCUCCAGUGGCAGGAAAAUGCCAUCCAUUCUUUCCUCCUUCACGAAUGUCAUUACUGCUUACUGCCGUCUUUUCGGUUACCAACAGGUGCCUGAGAUCUUUGUAAGGUACCUUAGCUUGCCAUCCUCGCUCGGAUCGGUGAUCUAUUCGUUCAUUGCAUCGGGAUACCUCCUCUGUUUCUGCUUCAUUCCCCAUUUCUGGUACAGAGGAUGCAGAGGAUUCGGUUCUCCUCCAUUGGCAGUGAGAGCAGGCAUCAUGGGUACGGCAUUGACGCCAUUCAUUCUUAUUCUUGCCGGCAAGGUUAAUGCCAUCACCAUUCUCACCGGCAUCAGCUACGAGAAAUUGAACUGGAUUCACCAGUUUGUGGGUGUUGCUGCUUUGGUACUUGGACUUGUUCACACUAUUCCCUUCAUCUACCAGCCAUUGCAGGAGGGAGGUGUGGAGAAUCUCGCCAAGGUGAACAAGGACUACCUCUACGUUACCGGCUGGCCACCUACCAUCUUUCUCAUCUUGUUGUGUGCUCUUUUCAAAAAGCAGGUUCGUGAAAAGAUGUACGAGCUCUCGUUCCAUCUCCACUGGCUUCUUGGUCUUGGGUAUGUGGCUUCCCUUGGUGUUCACGUAUACGACCAAUUGGAGCAGGAGAAGUGGAUCUGGGUAACUACUGCAUUUUGGGGUGCCCAGUGGAUCUGUCGUAUAGUCGUCAAGACUUUCUGCAAGCCUGGCUCUGGCUUCUUGAAGUUCAAGGAAGCCGACAUCAGAAAGUUGGACGGCAACACUUUUGAGGUUUCCAUUGACCGUAUUGAUGGGCUCUCGUGGCGUCCGGGCCAGCACUGUUUCUUGAGGUUUGUGGGUAAGAGAAUUGUGGAUAGCCAUCCGUUUUCGAUUGCCACGAUCAAGGAGGAGGAGAAGUUGCGUUUCAUCAUCGUCCCCAAAGCCGGUCUCACAAGAAAGCUUCACGACGAGUUGGACCAUGCUGUUGCAAUCAAGAAAAAAGUCAUUUUGGACGGUCCAUACGGUGGUACCACCAGAAACCACCACGCCUUCGAUUCCGUGCUUCUCGUGGCUACAGGCUCUGGCGUCACCGUCACCUUGCCUUAUCUUUUAUCCCUUGUCAAGGAGACCAAGCUGGUGGUGCAGAGAAUCGACUUUAGGUGGAUUAUCCGUCGUGAGAGCGACAUUGGCUGGAUCAGACACGAAUUGAACGAGGCCAUGGCCCAGGCCGGCAGCAAGCUUAAUAUAAAUAUUUAUGUUGCCGGAGAAAGCGGUUCCGACGCUGCCUCGAUUCACAAAGAUUCAUGGAGCAGCAAGGAAAAAGAGGUUACCCCAACCUUCGAGGAAGAGAGCGUACCCUCUGGCUUCAACACCCACUACGGCCGCCCCGAUGUGCACAAUAUCAUGGCAGACUACAGCCAGACGAUGCUACGCCGCAAUCUCGUGGUGAGUUCGGGCAGUGACCUCAUGAAACGUACAGUCAGCCAGGCUGUCGCAGGGUACCAAACGGCCAUCGUCUCGUCCGACAAAAACCAGCCGUUCAUCGAGGAAAUCUGCCUCCACACCGAGUCAUUCGGAUGGUAA
This is a messenger RNA of Candidozyma duobushaemuli, 1776 nucleotides long. Its product is annotated as putative ferric-chelate reductase. The coding region runs from base 1 to 1776 and encodes 591 amino acids. Gene Ontology annotation, biological process: iron ion transport; copper ion import; intracellular iron ion homeostasis. The transcript has a single exon. Gene Ontology annotation, molecular function: ferric-chelate reductase activity. Gene Ontology annotation, cellular component: plasma membrane. Lineage: Eukaryota; Fungi; Ascomycota; Pichiomycetes; Serinales; Metschnikowiaceae. The record is from RefSeq and is a predicted model, not a curated record.